AUGAGUGAUCAAGGUCUCAUCACAUAUUUUAUGGUUGAUCAAUUCAAAGGCGUCGUUACACUUUUCAUGCUUUCACCUGUUAACACAUUUGGAUUUCGCAAAUUGUGUACAGCAGCAACUUCUGUCAUGGAGAAAAUGAGCAAACGUGAAAAACGUAAUGCCAAAAGGGCUGCAGCUAAAACUACAUUGGUAAAAAUGCGACAAGAAAAGAAACGUGCCAAAGUAGACUUUGACCACUAUGAAAAUUCAGAUAUUAGUGAUUACUACAUAGAUGGAGCUUUCAGAAAGGUCUUCCCUUAUCACUUUACUUUCAAAGCAUAUGCCAAGCACAGGUGGAUUGGUUGUAAGCUACUUGAUGUUUUGCAAUCUGAGUUUAGGUUUACUUCGGAUGAAGUAAUAGCAAGCAAGUGCAAGCUUGGAGCAAUAUUGGUCAAUGAUGAGAAAGUAGAUCCUGACUAUAUAAUGAAUGAUAGUGACUUACUUUCGCAUAGAGUUCAUCGUCAUGAGUGUCCCGUAUUGAAUCUGCCCAUCGAAUUUCUGCACAACUCAGACGAUAUGCUGGUGAUCAACAAACCCCCUUCAAUACCAAUUCAUCCCUGUGGUCAGUACACAUUAAAUAGCAUUACCCACAUUCUGGCCAAAGAAUACGGUCUUCGUCCUCUGCGAUUUGUCCAUAGACUUGACAGAAUGACGUCAGGAUUGCUUAUAAUCGCCAAAAAUUAUGACGUAUCUGUUCGCUUACAGACACAGAUUAGCAAUAAAGAAGUGACAAAGUAUUACAUUUGUCACGUGGAAGGCUGUUUUCCUAAUGAAACAAAACCAGAAAAUUGUGAUAUUGAUUUUGAAUUACAUGACGGUGUGGUGAUCUGUGAUAAACCUGUUGGGCCUAUCAGUCCUAAAUUGGGGAUUCAUGCUGUUUUAUCUGAAUCAUCAGGUGGAAAGUCCGCUCGAACACAUUUUAUGCGCUUGAGUUACAAUCCUGUGACGGAUACAAGUUUAGUUAUUUGUCGUUUAUUCACUGGACGUACUCAUCAAAUUCGAGUACAUGUACAGUAUUUAGGUUAUCCUAUUGUCGAUGACCCAUUGUACAAUUCAACUGAUUGGGGUGAAUUAAAAGGAAAAGGGGCUGCAUAUGGUAUGACUGUAGACGAAGUUAUUGAAAAGUUGGCUAAUUCUCGCACUAGAGAAAAAUAUAUCACUGAAGAAUCAAAUGAAAGCUCGCAAAACUCUUUAGAUCCUGAAGUAUUGACUCGUCUUCAAUCAUGUGUAGACCCGUUAUGUGAAGAUUGUAAAUUGACUUUCAAAGAUCCAACGCUGAAACAUCUUAUACUACGAUUACAUGCUUACCGUUAUAGUGGAUCAGAUUGGUGUUAUUCUGCACCUUUGCCUAAAUGGGCUAAAGAUGAAAACAAUUCAGAUAAUCUGGAUAAUUUAAUUGAAGAAGCUGUGAAAAAGUUAUAAACAUGUAAAUAUUACCAUAUAUCAACUUUGAAAUGUGUACAGUUUUUAUUCAGUUGUAUAGUGUAAACACCCAUCUUCAUGUAUACUAUUGUUGUAUGCUUACAUUAAUCAAUAUUGAAUAGACCUACUGUAUUGUAUUUGUAAAGUGCUUUACAACUUUACUAUUCCCGUAAGAAAGUGAUUAUUUUUUUCAAAUGGCUUUUACCUUAUGUAUCCUGUUUAUAUUCGCAUAGUUUUGCCAAUAAGUAUUUACUACAUUAAGUAUAUA
Messenger RNA from Trichobilharzia szidati, 1729 nucleotides. NCBI's taxonomy places the organism in Eukaryota, Metazoa, Platyhelminthes, Trematoda, Strigeidida, Schistosomatidae. The record is from the annotation of a GenBank genome assembly.